Centruroides sculpturatus (bark scorpion) is the source of this 1692-nucleotide messenger RNA. RefSeq names its product decorin-like. The transcript has 3 exons. Gene Ontology annotation, molecular function: protein binding. NCBI's taxonomy places the organism in Eukaryota, Metazoa, Arthropoda, Arachnida, Scorpiones, Buthidae. The record is from RefSeq and is a predicted model, not a curated record. Gene Ontology annotation, cellular component: plasma membrane. Bases 233 to 1654 code for a protein of 473 amino acids.
GAGACCGAAACUAGAAGGUCGAGUAAACUUAGAGCUACGCAAGGUCGACUAAUGUUAGAAUCGACUCUUUCCUAAUUAUGUGGUGAGGAUGGCGGGGCGGAAGCCGGGGAUAAACGAUAGCGCGCGCUCCGGACGUCUCUUCCGGUCACGUGACGGCCGAGGAGGAGGAAGCGCCGGCGUCGAACUUAGAGACAAGGCGCGACGUUCGCGAAGACGGAAAGAGUGAGGAGUCAUGAAUACACAACACGGGAAUGUCACGCGAUCUCUCCCGAAAGGUGGUCGGGGAUGGCUACCGUUGCUGCUACUGAUCCUGCACCCGGUCAUCUUAACAAAAGGCGAGUUAGAAGACACCUGCGACGUUUUCUCCCCUUCUAUCUACUGUAACUGCGAAUUUCGUCGUUCCGACGAAGGAAGGAGCCUCAACUGCUACGUCGGAGGACCUCUGACACCUCGAGAUGGCAUCUGGGAGGAGAUAGGCUUUCGUAAUGCCACUUACCUCGGUUUGGUAUGCAAGUUGGGGUCCGAACUUGAUUUCGUGCCCGUCGCGGCUCUCGGGGCCCUUCCCGAUUUGCGCGCUCUCAGAUUUCGACAAGCCCGUUUGGGAUCCCUAUCUUCGGGUUCAUUUUCCAACAAUCGACUGGUCGACAUCGAUCUGAGUAGCAACGAAAUCGAAAGAUUGGAGCCUGCAGCUUUCGUGAGCAUGGAAAAUCUCGAGAGGUUAUCUCUGACGGAUAACUUAAUAACGAAGAUCGAAAAGGGUUCCUUCGUCCGAUUACCCAAAUUAAGGGACCUCUUCCUCGACGGAAACCAGAUCGUGACCAUCCAAAGCGGAUCAUUCGAAGGAUUAUCCGGUCUAGUGGAUAUGAUUCUGUCCAGUAACAAUCUGACCCGAUUGGAGGAGGGUACCUUUAAGGGCCUAACUCGUCUGGACUUUUUGGACCUAUUCCGUAAUCAAAUUACAGAACUUCCAGAGAACGCCUUCCUUCCUCUGAGUAACUUGAGCCGAUUGGAUCUGUCGAGAAACAGGAUUUCCUCCAUCCAUCCUUCAUCUUUUCGGGGUCUGAACCAUCUCACGGUUCUGCUGCUCAACUAUAACAAAUUACAGACGUUGCCGAAUCGAUUGUUUAUGCCCGUCCCCCAAUUAAGACAGAUAGGUCUUGAUUUCAACUUACUUCACGGGUUAUCUCCUUACCUUCUUUCUUACUUGGAUCGACGACUAGAAAGAGACUUCAUCUUCCGUUUCAAAGAAAACCCUCUUAGAUGCAACUGCGGGCUUUGGUGGACAGCAACCCACUACUUAAACAAUUCGCAGAGUCUGCUGUGGAAGAAGCAACUUAGACACGUCAAAUGCAGUUUCUCCGACUCGGUCGCAGGAGGAGACACUCAGAGAGUGAUGAAGCUAGCCUCGGAUGAAGUGGGAUGCGGAAACGACACCGCGAAAUAUUUGGAGCCGCCGGAUUUCGCGGAAGCUGAAACGAUCCAGAGAGAUCAAAAUCGUGAGAGAUUCACCAAUAGAGAAGUUCGAGGACCAAAUAGGAUAGAGACGAACGACGAGCAGGACACUCAUUCGCGCGCUUCUUCCUCUACCCGCAACGAACAGUUGUUGGCAGCUUCCGCUUCCGUUUUAGUCCUCCUCAUUAGGAACCUUUCCUAGUGUUCUAUCGAUGACGAUUUAGUUGUAUAUUUUGUAAU